Sander lucioperca (pikeperch) is the source of this 6282-nucleotide messenger RNA. RefSeq names its product microtubule-associated serine/threonine-protein kinase 1-like. Gene Ontology annotation, molecular function: magnesium ion binding; protein binding; ATP binding. The record is from RefSeq and is a predicted model, not a curated record. Gene Ontology annotation, biological process: peptidyl-serine phosphorylation; intracellular signal transduction. The transcript has 27 exons. NCBI's taxonomy places the organism in Eukaryota, Metazoa, Chordata, Actinopteri, Perciformes, Percidae. Bases 869 to 5944 code for a protein of 1691 amino acids.
AAUAUCGCGUUGCUGCUGCCUGUCGCCCCGUCCAGUCAGUCUCCAGUUUGAUAGGAAGCGAAAGCUAAAGAGCAACGAACGGACGGAUGAAUACGAGUUUAAACUGUAUGUGUUUUUGAAGAGGGACGAGAGGAAGGCACGCGCUCUCCUCCCUGCCGGGGAUGGUUACGGGACCGGACAGACAGACAGACAGACAGCGGAGAAUCAGCGGCAAUGUCACGUCAUCAGCCCCACCGAACGGCUCAAGGAUGGGGAGAGUCUCAGACUGUACGGUGCAGUAGUGUGUAAAGUCAUCGCUCGGUUGGUGUCGCCUGCGCGGAGCUUUUUGUUGUUGUUGUCCUUUGUGACCAAAUGUGUGAAGAAGCUCACAAUUCUUCGGGAGAUUCUUGUGAAACAACAGAAGAACUUGGGGUCAUACAUUGUGAUUGUUCAGGCCUCCGUCAGUCGCUCGGUUCGGCUGGAAAAGCUUUAGAAAGCGCAGAAAACCCCUCUGGCACAAUGUCAAGGAUGCUCCGAGAGGGAGCGCAGACCGCAGGGCCAGCAGCAUGACUGGCAGCCCUGAGACACAGGAGGACACGGGGCACAAGUGGAGCUGAGAGAAGUCUUUGCUGCUUUUUUAAAGAGACAUUUCAACCGGACGGAAUGCUUGACAUUUGGGUAUUAUCCUCGGCUUCUUCGACGUGACCCUGUGUCUGUGCGCCUCUUUGGCUCCGAGUGCGCCAGGACGCUGCUUCUACUGCUGCUGUUCGGGUGUGAACUGGAGCAUAGGUGGAAGCUCGGGUCAAAAACACCGAUUGAAGAGAGUUCAAGAGGUUGUUUGUAGUCAGAGGAAAUCCCCGCCAGGAGCCCUGCUGCUCUUCAUCACGCCAUGGAUGACUCGGGGAUAAUCCGGCGCCGGAGGCUGCAGAAGGAUUUGCCACUGCCUCGCAAGAACAGUUGCCGUACAAGCAACAGGAAAAGUCUAAUCCUGACCACCACAUCUCCCACGCUGCCUCGCCCACACUCCCCUCUCCCCCUCCCCGGACACAUCGGAAGCAGCCCUCUGGACAGCCCGCGGAACUUUUCUCCCAGCAACCCUGCACACUUCUCCUUCGCCUCCUCCAGAAGAGCGGACGGACGACGGUGGUCUUUGGCGUCUUUGCCCUCUUCUGGAUACGGCACCAACACUCCCAGCUCGACGUCCUCCAGCUCCUCUCAGGAACGGCUGCACCAGCUGCCCUUCCAGCCCACCAUGGACGAGCUCCACUUCUUAUCCAAGCACUUUGGCAGCACCGAGAGCAUCACGGAUGACGACGGGGGCCGCUGCUCCCCCCACAUGCGCCCACGCUCCCGCAGUCUCAGCCCAGGACGUUCUUCUUCCUGCUACGACAACGAGAUAGUCAUGAUGAACCAUGUGUACAAAGAGCGCUUUCCAAAGGCGACAGCGCAGAUGGAGGGCAGGCUCGCCGAGUUCAUCCAGUGUUUCUCUCCUGAAAACGUUCUCCCGCUGGCCGACGGGGUCCUCAGCUUCAUUCACCACCAGAUAGCUGAGCUGUCCAGAGACUGCCUGGCCAAAUCCCAGGAGGGCCUCAUCACCUCCGUCUACUUCUUUGAGCUGCAGGAGAACCUGGAGAAGCUUCUUCAGGACGCCUUUGAGCGUUCGGAGAGCUCCGAGGUAGCCUUCGUCACAGAGUUGGCGAAGAAGCUUCUCAUCAUCAUCUCCCGGACUGCCAGGCUUCUGGAGUGUCUGGAGUUUAAUCCAGAGGAGUUCUACCAUCUACUGGAGGCAGCAGAGGACCACGCCAAGGAGGGUCACCUGAUGAAAACGGACAUUCCUCGUUACAUCAUCAGCCAGCUGGGACUGACCAGAGACCCUAUUGAAGAGAUGGUAAACCUCGAUAGUUACGACAGCGAGGGGCCGCUGACACCCGAAACAGAUGACUCGACAGAGGGUAAGAUUAGAGCAAUGAAACCCCCAGAGGAAGCAGACUUCCAGACCAUCAAGCUGAUCAGUAAUGGAGCGUAUGGCGCCGUGUACCUGGUGCGUCAUCUGGAGACACGGCAGCGGUUUGCCAUGAAGAAGAUCAAUAAGCAGAACCUGAUCCUGAGGAACCAGAUCCAGCAGGCCUUCGUGGAAAGAGACAUCCUCACCUUCGCAGAAAAUCCCUUUGUCGUCUCCAUGUUCUGUUCCUUCGAAACCCGUCGGCACCUCUGCAUGGUCAUGGAGUACGUAGAAGGUGGAGACUGUGCGACUCUGCUGAAGAACAUCGGGGCUCUGCCUGUGGAAAUGGCCCGCAUGUACUUUGCAGAGACGGUCCUUGCACUGGAGUACUUACACAACUAUGGCAUUGUACAUCGAGACCUCAAACCUGACAACCUUCUGAUUACCUCGAUGGGCCACAUCAAGCUCACAGACUUUGGCCUCUCAAAGAUGGGUCUAAUGAGUCUGACCACCAACUUGUAUGAAGGACACAUAGAGAAGGAUACUCGGGAGUUCUUGGAUAAACAGGUGUGUGGAACUCCAGAGUACAUCGCCCCGGAGGUUAUUCUUCGUCAGGGUUAUGGGAAGCCGGUGGACUGGUGGGCUAUGGGCAUCAUCCUGUAUGAGUUCCUGGUGGGCUGUGUGCCUUUCUUUGGAGACACGACAGAGGAGCUGUUCGGCCAGGUCAUCACAGAUGACAUAGUGUGGCCAGAAGGGGACGAGGCUCUCCCUCUCGACUCCCAGCACCUGAUCUCCUCUCUUCUGCAGACCAAUCCACUGGUUCGACUGGGCACAGGCGGGGCUUUUGAAGUGAGGCAGCACUCAUUCUUCACAGAGGUGAACUGGAACAGCCUGCUCAGACAGAAGGCAGAGUUCAUUCCUCACCUAGAGUCCGAGGAAGACACCAGUUAUUUUGACACCCGAUCGGACCGCUACCAUCACGUGCAGUCAUACGAUGAGGAGGAUACCAACGACGACGAGCCUGUGGAGUUACAUCGCUUCUCAUCUUGCUCCCCUCGCUUCAGCAAGGUGUACAGCAGUAUGGAGCAUCUGUCCCAGCUGGAACAUAAAACCCCUGGCGUGACUCUACGGGAGCACAAGGGCCCCAGGGAGGAUCGAGUGGCCAAGAGAGAAAGCCUGGGUAGCGUCACCCUCAGGGACAAGAGCUGGAGGACUGGAUCGCCCGAGAUGAAGCGCUUUUCCUGCUCUGAGUCCUCCUUCACCGAGAGCGACUACAGCCCGCCGUCCGGGGCUCGAAGACGCUUCUCCGCCCUCAUGGAUACACACCGCCUGGCCUCCCCGCUGGAAGUCGACUCUGAGCUGCCGGUCCCCAGCAGGCAGCCUCCAGUGAAGGCCAGAGGGACUUCCCUGGAAGGAGCCAUGGGGGGCAUCACCUCUCAAGGCGACCUGAGAGCUCUCCUUAAAGAUAGCAACGGGCACGCAGCUGGAGACAAGUUUUUGAGACCUGCUGAUGUGCCGCUGCCUCUACCAGGCAGUGCUGCUGGUCCCCAGGGGCCCCGCGGGGCCACCACUGACCUGGUGCUGCGGAGGGUUCGCCACCAGCAGCUCUCAGCUGAAGGAGAGAAACGUAACUCACGGCCGGGAACCAAAGUUAUCAAAUCUGCAUCUGCUACAGCUUUGUCCGUCAUCAUUCCUGCAGUGGAGCAACAUGUUGCUUCCCCGCUAGCGAGCCCCAUGUCUCCUCGCUCCGUCUCGUCCAACCCUUCCUCCCGGGACUCUUCGCCCAGCAGAGACUACUCGCCCAUGGUCAACGUCCUGCAUUCUCCAAUCACCAUCCACCGCUCGGGCAAGAAGUACGGCUUCACUCUCCGAGCCAUCAGAGUCUACAUGGGAGACAGUGAUGUUUACAGCGUACAUCACAUUAUCUGGCAUGUGGAGGAUGGAGGCCCCGCCCAGGAGGCUGGACUUAGUGCUGGUGACCUCAUCACUCAUGUAAACGGGGAGUCAGUCCAUGGUCUGGUCCAUACAGAGGUGGUGGAACUGAUCCUAAAGAGUGGAAACAAGGUGACAGUUACAACUACUCCAUUCGAGAACACGUCUAUAAAAGUGGGUCCUGCCCGCAAGUCCAGCUAUAAAUCCAAGAUGGCGCGACGCAGCAAGAGGACAGGAGCCAAGGAGGGACAAGAGAAGAAGCGCAGCUCCCUGUUCAGGAAAAUCACCAAGCAGUCCAACCUGCUCCACACCAGUCGGAGCCUCUCCUCUUUAAAUCGCUCUCUUUCCUCUGGAGACAGUCUCCCAGGCUCGCCCACCCACAGCCUCUCAGCCCGCUCGCCCACUCAGACGUACCGCUCCACUCUCGCUGAAUCACCUUACCUGGGCGCCUCCUCCCAGACUAGCUCCCCAGCAUCCAGCACCCCGAACUCCCCAGCAGCCUCUCACCACAUGAGGCCCAGCUCCCUGCACGGCCUCUCUCCCAAACUCCACCGCCAGUACCGCUCUGCGCGCUGCAAGUCUGCCGGCAACAUCCCUCUAUCCCCCCUGGCUCACACCCCGUCCCCGACCACCUCCUCUCCCCCGCCUCUCAGUGGCCACACGGUGGGGAGCUCCAACACCACGCAGACGUUCCCCGCCAAGCUGCACUCCUCGCCUCCCGUCGCCCGCCCACGACCCAAAAGUGCCGAGCCGCCCCGGUCUCCCCUGCUGCAGCGGGUGCAGUCGGCGGAGAAGCUCGGCACGCCGAUUCUGCCUUCCUCCUCUUCGUCCUCGUCGUCGCCCUCUCCUCUGACGGGCGGGGUGUCGCUACGGAAGCACAGCCUGGAGGUGGCGCACGGGGACUACAGGAGAGAUUCCUUCCACUGUGAGCACAGUCUGCAGAGUCUGCUAGAGAUGGAAGGAGAGAACGGACCCGCUCCUCCAUCUCCUUCAUCCUCUUCCUCCCCCUCUCCUCCCAUGGGAGGGGAGAUCGGAAGCCUGAAGCCUGCCAGGAGGAUGGGAAGGCAGGAGUCGCCCCUCAGCCGGGACACUCUGCUCCCGCCAAGAGAGAAAGAUACCCAGACGGCAGCGUCCGAGCUCACCAGAGCGCAAACUGCCAGCACGGCUGCUAAAGCUGAGUCCAAGAGCAACGCUGUUGACACGAGCAAAACUAAACCCACCGCUGAGGUUCUAAAAAAUAACGUAAGUGUCGCUGAAGUGAAGUCGAGUCCGGCGCUGGUUUCAUCCGCUACAGAAGCCAAGCCCAGCCCAGGGGACAAACCUCAAAAAGGAAGUGAUUCAAGUUCGGAGGCAACAACUGUCUCCAAGCAUAGUGAGAAAACCUCUACAUUAAAGGGCCCGCAACAACAAGACAGUAAGCAGCAGAGUGUACAGACAGAGAGUGGACCUGCAACUAAAGCUCACGAGAAGACUGAGGAGAAAGUGAAAGGCGCUACAGAGAAAGGAAACGUGCAGAGAGCAUCAUCUGCAGAGCAGCCCAAGCCACGUAAAGGCACAGAGACCGGAGAGAAAGGAUCCAUCGGUGGCAGCGUUAAAGCAACCGAGACUCCCAAAGUCAAAGGACCUGCUCCGCCGAUUCCCACCGAGGUUCAACCCUACGCUGCAGCUCACGGACCCGCUGCUGCCAGAUCCAAAAUGGAGAAGGUAUCAAGCAGUUACCGCGGGGCCAAGGAGGAGAGAGCACACCUAGAAGUCCUGGAAGAGAAUCCCAUGUCGCCCUCGUCUAACGCAGCCUCGCCGUGCGCCAGCAAGUCUCGCCCAAUGUCUCCGGGGGAUAAAGCCAGCUUUGUCACCCAGCUCACGAGCGUAGCCAAAACAGUGCUCGGGCCUAUGAAAGGGGGGCUACAAGAGGGGGCCAAGGCAAAAGACACGUCCAAGUCGAGUGAGGAGAAGAGAGGAAACACAGCAGGAAAGCCCGAGGCUUCGUCUGGGGGCGGCCGCCGGGGGGCUCCGACAGAACCCUCAGCAGCGAGCGGUGCCCCCGCCCUGUCUGAUAAAGGAAACAUUCGGAGCUCCAAGCAUCACUCGUGAUAAGAGAGCUUCAGGAAAGAGUCGGACUCUCCCAUGUAAUGCCUUUUACUGUAGCAUCACACUGACAUAUCACGAAUCAACAUGACUUUGAAUGGAGAGGAGACCUAAACGCCUGACCACAUGACACCAAAUAGAUGACGUGUGACAUGUAGCAACAGUGACUACGUUUACAUGCACAUAAUAUUCUAGUUUUUGCCCUUAUUGCGAAAAAGACAAUAUUCAGACUAAGCUUUUUACAUGAUCUAAUGAAAGUAAAUAUUCCACUAAUACUCCCGUUUAAAUACCCUGGAAAUCCAGAGUUCUCGCGAGAGCACAAUUGUAAUUAGCUCAGCGAGUCA